Hibiscus syriacus is the source of this 697-nucleotide messenger RNA. RefSeq names its product ethylene-responsive transcription factor ERF017-like. The transcript has a single exon. Bases 161 to 697 code for a protein of 178 amino acids. The record is from RefSeq and is a predicted model, not a curated record. Lineage: Eukaryota; Viridiplantae; Streptophyta; Magnoliopsida; Malvales; Malvaceae.
CAUUCAAAAGAACCCAAUUUCCCUGCAACAUUCUCGGGAACCAAACAAUAACGCCUUUUGUUCAAUACAUGGUGAAGCCGCUGCCCGAAUCACCCACGCAUGUUGAAUCGACCACCCCUUCUUCUUCUUCUUCCAAGUACAAAGGCGUACGACUGCGUAAAUGGGGGAAAUGAGUGUCCGAAAUCCGACUCCCCAACUGCCGCCAACGUAUCUGGUUAGGUUCUUACGACUCGCCGGAAAAAGCCGCGCGGGCGUUCAAAUAUUGCGCGGCAACAAAGCUAAGUUCAAUUUCCCCGACAACCCUCCGGAUAUUGUUGGGGGAAUGUCGCUUAGUCCGCUCGAAAUUCAAGCGGUCGCGUCUAAGAUCGCGAACGAGUCCACAAAUAACAGCUGUUCCGAUACCAACAAUGCGGGGACGAAGAUGGAACAGUACGCGUCGUCUUCGUCGGAUGGGGGAGGCGCCGCCAUACAAGUGGAGUGCAAUGAAACGAUAGAUUGGUCGUCGUUUUUGAUCAUGUUGGAUACCGACCAAGGGAUGUCUCACUAUGACUUUUAUCCGGGGCUUGGUGAUCAAUUCUAUCCUCUGCCGGUUUACGGCGACGCCGACGAUAAUGCCAACGGUGAUGACGACGGCGACGGUUUUUUCUCAACAGUAAUCAUUUCUUUGGAACUUUUAAGGCCAAAACAUCUCAUUUGA